UCAUGGCGUCAAUGCAGAAACGACUACAAAAAGAACUGUUGGCUUUGCAAAAUGACCCACCUCCUGGGAUGACUUUAAAUGAAAAGAGCGUUCAAAAUUCAAUUACACAGUGGCUUGUAGACAUGGAAGGUGCACCAGGUACCUUAUAUGAAGGGGAAAAAUUUCAACUUCUAUUUAAGUUAAGUAGUCAAUAUCCUUUUGACCCUCCUCAGGUCAUGUUUACUGGUGAAAAUAUUCCUGCUCAUCCUCAUGUUUAUAGCAAUGGUCAUAUCUGUUUAUCCAUUCCAACAGAAGACUGGUCCCCAGCGCUCUCAGUCCAGUCAGUUUGUCUUAGCAUUAUUAGCAUGCUUUCCAGCUGCAAAGAAAAGAAACGGCCACCAGAUAAUUCUUUUUAUGUGUGAACAAGUAACAAGAAUCCAAAGAAAACAAAAUGGUGGCAUCAUGAUGAUACUUGUUGAUGCCACUGUUAUCAUUCUCCUAGCAGAAGAUAGUCCUACUGAGAAAAUGAGCACUUUGAUCAUUCAGUCUUUGAACUUUAACCUUUGACUGGAAGUGACCUAUAGGCAAUGAAGACUACUUCCUUUUACUGCAUUUUUACUCGUGUGCAUCCUGGGUGCACGUUUAUCGCUGGUUCCAUCCAGGCAACUGACAUGCUUUUAUUAGUCAUACAGUAUUAAUGCAGGUGUCAGGAAAUGUCAAAUAUAAUUCCAUUUUUAAUAUUUAUUUUUUUAAGCUUUAGGAAAAGUUCCAGGUCCUCACGUAUUGUGCAAUAACAAUGACUUCCUUGGCAGUUUUGGGACGUUCAUUGCCGGCAAUGGAUGUUGUAACAGGAUAAGUUUUCAUUAACUCCUGCCACUCAAUGAUUCAUGCAUGAUAGGGCCUAUGAAAUGAAUUUAUCGGUUAUAGUGGGAUUAUAAAUAAAGUGAGGGAUCCAACAUUACUUUGAAAGUCACCCCAGCUGUUUAUAUUUGGAUUCUAUGCACUG
This is a messenger RNA of Lemur catta (Ring-tailed lemur), 985 nucleotides long. RefSeq names its product ubiquitin-conjugating enzyme E2 W-like. Lineage: Eukaryota; Metazoa; Chordata; Mammalia; Primates; Lemuridae. The record is from RefSeq and is a predicted model, not a curated record. The coding region runs from base 3 to 401 and encodes 132 amino acids. The transcript has a single exon.